ACAGACAGACAGACAGACAUGCUUUCCCGAGUACAGAGAUCCUUCAGACCUGUGUCUGUUACACUGAGACGACUCCACCAGUCUGCCCUGGAUGUGGUAGAGCAUCCAGCCCCAGAGGACAGUGUGACGGCCAGUUUUGGCAGGUUCAUCCAGGGUGUACAACUCCACCACCUGACCUCCACCCUGCUCCACCGCAGUAAGAGGAUGGUCCUGGACUCCAUCGGAGUGGGACUACUGGGCAGUACCACACACGUCUUCCAACUGGCCUUGCAACACUGUCAGCACAUGUAUGGUCCUGAUGACAUCUGUAGUGUAUACGGACGCCGAGGAACCAGACUCUCCCCAACCCUGGCUGCCUUCGUCAACGGAGUGGCCGCCCACUCCAUGGACUUUGAUGACACCUGGCACCCUGCCACUCACCCGUCGGGGGCAGUCCUUCCUGCCCUGCUGGCGGUAUGCGACAUGCUGCCCAAUAACAGCAAGCCUAGUGGGCGGGACUUCCUGCUUGCGUUCAACGUGGGAAUAGAGGUCCAGGGACGACUGAUGAGGUUCUCCAACGAGGCUCACAACAUCCCCAAAAGGUUCCACCCCCCUACUGUUGUGGGUACUCUGGGUAGUGCAGCAGCCUGCGCCCGCCUCCUCUCUCUGGAACGCUCCCAGUGUAGCCACGCCCUGGCCAUCGCUGCCAGCCUAUCAGGAGCCCCCAUGGCCAACGCGGCCACCCAAUCUAAACCCCUCCACAUCGGCAACGCGGCGCGGCUGGGGCUGGAGGCAGCUCUACUGGCCUCUAGAGGUCUGGAGGCCUCACCCAGGGUCCUGGAUGACACCGCCGGGGUGGCAGGGUUCAGCGCCUUCUACGAGGACUACGCCCCACGACCUUUGACCUCCCCAGAGGAGGAGUUGCGGUUCCUCCUGGAGGACCAGGACAUAGCGUUCAAGAGGUUCCCGGCCCACCUGGGGAUGCACUGGGUAGCCGACGCUGCUGCCUCCGUACACAAACUGCUGCUGGGGGAGCAGGGGUCAGAGGUCGUAGGUCAGGUCCAGGACAUCCUUCUCAGGGUUCCCCGCUCCAAGUACAUUGAUCGUCCGUUCCCGGAGUCGGAGCAUGAGGCCAGACACUCCUUCCAGUUCAACGCCUGCUCUGCGCUGCUGGACGGAGAAGUCACCGUGGACUCAUUCUCCCAGGACGCACUGCAGCGCCCCGACCUCCACACCCUGCUGGGGCGUGUCCACGUCGAGCAUCCCCAUGACAACCCCGCUAACUUUGACCGCAUGUACGGCGAGGUGCAGGUGACGCUGGUGGGCGGGGACGUCCUGAAGGGACGCUGUGAUACGUUCUACGGUCACUGGCGUAACCCGUUGACCAAUGAGAGCCUGAGGAAGAAGUUCCGUAGCAACGCGGGGGCGGUCCUUCCCAGAGAGAAGGUGGAGGGUCUGAUAGAGGUCGUAGAGGGAUUAGACAGACUGGAGGACUGCUCUCCUCUGCUGGAGCAGCUGCAGUGAAAACACACACACACACACACACACAGACACACACACACACACACACAGACACACACACACACACACACACACACACACACACACACACACACACACACACACACACACACCUCAUCACAGCACUCCUGACCAGCUGAUGUCUCUGCGUUUUACAACAUCAUGUUAACACUUUAUACUGUGAGCUGAAUUACAAUGAAGAAUCUACUUCCAAUCUGAGGGAAGAGACAUUUAAAUGAUUUAAAGAAUCAAAGCUAAAUGAAGUAUCUACUUCCAAUGAGAGGGAAGAGGGAGAGUGUAUAGGUGAUUAACUUUAGCUAUAAUUUACCAUUUAGCAGACGCUUUUAUCCAAAGCGACUUACAGUCAUGUGUGCAUACAUUGUUACGUAUGGGUGGUCCCGGGGAUCGAACCCACUACCCUGGCAUUACAAGCACCAUGCUCUACCAAUUGAGCUACAGUGGGCCACAUUAAAUGUACAUUAAAUGAUCUAAAACAAUCUAAGCUAAAUGAUGAAGUACUGUACCUUUUACUGUAUCCAUUUAUAUGACUCCAAUAGGGUCACUACGUUCACUACGUUUACUUGACAUUGUACAGUCCUGAGUGGAUGGUGACAAUGACAACAAUUCAUUUGAAGGAUGGG
Coregonus clupeaformis (lake whitefish) is the source of this 2141-nucleotide messenger RNA. Its product is annotated as cis-aconitate decarboxylase-like. The record is from RefSeq and is a predicted model, not a curated record. Lineage: Eukaryota; Metazoa; Chordata; Actinopteri; Salmoniformes; Salmonidae. The coding region runs from base 19 to 1503 and encodes 494 amino acids. Gene Ontology annotation, molecular function: lyase activity. The transcript is spliced from 6 exons.